GUACUUAUCAGCGAGAAGGGGGAAUCUGUUCCCCCGGAAGCGGAAGUUCAUCUACCGUGAGAGCGAGAGAAACGCCGGAUAAACGUGCAGCACAAUGAGUCUCCUAAACAAGCCCAAGAGUGAGAUGACUCCAGAAGAGCUCCAAAAACGGGAGGAAGAAGAAUUUAACACAGGGCCAUUGUCGGUCCUCACACAGUCAGUAAAGAAUAACACACAGGUCCUCAUCAACUGCAGGAACAAUAAAAAGCUGCUGGGGAGAGUCAAGGCUUUUGACAGGCACUGCAACAUGGUUCUAGAAAACGUGAAAGAGAUGUGGACAGAAGUACCUAAGAGUGGAAAAGGAAAGAAGAAAUCCAAACCAGUGAAUAAAGACAGAUACAUCUCCAAGAUGUUCCUCCGAGGAGAUAGUGUCAUUGUGGUGCUCAGAAACCCACUGUUGGCUGGAAAGUAAAUUUCUUCAAACCGUUCCCAUAGGGAUUAGGUCACACCUUUGAUGAAACCUCGUUGUAAUGGACAGUAGAGGUGACUUGAGCUGAAACAACUGCCAAUUCCAUGAAGUGCUUUGAUUUCUGUACAUCUUCCAAUGUCUUCUUUCCUCUACACACAUCGUUUGCAGGUCUCCUCUCAUGGGUGUGACACAAAGAUGCCCAAACUUACUUAUUUUUUUUGUUUUGUUAUGUUUUGUGUUUUUCUAAUAAACAUAAAUUACUCAGU
Molecule: messenger RNA, 714 nt
Organism: Pelobates fuscus (common spadefoot toad)
Lineage: Eukaryota; Metazoa; Chordata; Amphibia; Anura; Pelobatidae
Gene: SNRPD2
Product: small nuclear ribonucleoprotein D2 polypeptide
Exons: 3
Coding region: 95-451 (118 amino acids)
Biological process (GO): RNA splicing; spliceosomal snRNP assembly
Cellular component (GO): U1 snRNP; U5 snRNP; U4/U6 x U5 tri-snRNP complex
Molecular function (GO): RNA binding
Source: RefSeq, a predicted model, not a curated record